UCUAGUCAAACACAAUAUUAAAACUGUAACCAAUGGGUUAAAAAAAACAAACAAAAAAAUUGUUUAAUUGACUGAAACAGAUUUAAACUACUAAAAAAUGCAGAUAAAAUAAACUCCGUUGCACUUCACUCGGCUUUUGGAAACGUCCGGGUUCACCGAUUCAUUAGGCACGGAGGUUAUUUAUGUAAACUAUUUCCGUCACACUUUAAUCUGGACAACACAUAAGAAACUACGGAUUUGUUUAAGCUUCUUAACAUAAUUUGGUAAAAAAUCACAACAACGCUUAGUCCAAAUUUUUUUGUCGUUAAAGUAUGUUAAAGGCUUUUUCAUUUUGUUUUCUUCUUGUCUUGUGAAAUUGUGGACAAAAUGAAAAAUAAAAAAUUCCAUAUUACGUUUUUGUUAACGUGUUUGUUUCCCUGGAUUUAUUCUAAUAAUAAUAAUAAUAAAACGAUAAGCAAUAGACUAAAGACUUCAAAGGAAAGAAAUACAAUUUAUGAGGAAAAACGCAAGUAAAUUCUUCUUCUUCUUUGGUUGUAUGGAGCAAAAAAAAAAAAAAAAAAAGUUUAAGAAAUCAGAAAAAGACAGAUCUACAGUGUGCAUGAUAAAUAGAAAUAGAAAGUGUGCAUGGACAAAUAUAACCAAUAGGCGGUACUGUGUCAUUCUUCAUGAUCUUUCUCCAUCUCCAGCCCUGAGGACAUCACCGUAUCUCUGCUUUGGUUUGCUCCCUAAUUGACCUAAAUUCAACAUCUCCGCGGUCCCUCAAGGCAGACUAUCGCACAGCCUACAAGAACAAGACCGUCUCUUGCCUUUUUCUCUGGAGUAAUUUAUCCCCUUUUGCGCUUGGCUCAAACCAAGGGCGUAUUUUCUCCUCUGGAUCUCCUACAGUUGCAGCGGGCUGUCGUUUCGCGGGCUGCGCCGGGAUGGUUUACGCGGAGCAGAAGACACUCCUGACGAAGCUUUCCAUGGAAUGAUAACAAUAACAACAUUUGCGGAUUUUUUUUAACAAAGGGGGCGAGGAAGGACAGAGAUAUGCUGGAUAAUGACGCUCCGAAAUCGAAAUUCGGUCCUCCGUCGAGAGGUUCCUCUUUUUUCAUCGAGAACUUGCUGGGGACCGCGGGCAGCGGUUCUUCGGCUGAGGAGCGGGUGGACACUCCGGACUUAAAAGUCACCGUUCACAACCCGUUGAUCUGUCCCGGGCUGCAAGCGAGACGUUUGAAGGACGGUGAUGUGCUGAACUGGAGUGGAACGUUUCCAAACACAGUUUACGGCAGCUCAAUAACUCCGCUAUACAAGGCCAAAUACUCGGAUGAGCACACGGACCCGGUGCCAACCAGCGAGCGGGACUCCCCAACUUCGACGGGGCAGGCGGUGGAGGACGAUGAAGCUGAGGAAAAGGGGGACGACAGUUUCACGGAUGACAGGGAAGAGGAAGAUGCGUCGUCCUCCUUCACUUCCCGAGAGGAUAGCUGUAACACAGGUGAUAUGAAAGCAGUGCGAAAGAAGAAGACACGCACCGUGUUCAGCAGGAGCCAAGUGUUCCAGCUGGAGUCCACCUUCGACCUGAAGCGCUACCUGAGCAGCUCGGAGCGAGCCGGGCUGGCCGCCUCGCUGCAGCUCACCGAGACCCAGGUGAAGAUCUGGUUCCAGAACCGCAGGAACAAGUGGAAGAGGCAGAUCACGGCGGACAUGGAGGCCACCGCCGCCGCCGUCCCUUACGCCACCCAGAGGGUGGUCAGAGUCCCCGUGCUGUAUCGCGAGAACGUCACGACGCCCGUGACGCUCACCAGCCUGCCCCAUGUGUCUCCACCUGUAGUUGGUUUCACUAAUAUUAACUAUCCACUGACUGGGCCCUUCAGCCAUCCGGUGCCGUUCAUCACACCACAGAUGACGGGGCUGGUGUGACUUCAACAGCAGAGGAGGCUCAGUUCACUUGUGACUCAAAUAACUGACAUAAAGAUGCAACAAAAUGUCCAUUUCGCUGUUCAGUUUGAGAUCCUGUGAAGGAAGAGACUUGUUUAUUCCAUGUUUCUUCCAGUUGACUUCUGGAAAUAACUAAUAAAUACUGUCAAAUCUUGUUUCUCAUCAUAAGGACCCAUAGUUUCCAAUUUACUGUAAGCACUAGUAAUUCUCCUGACUCACUGCUAGACGUGGUGACGACGAUGAAAAUCUCUGGAGUGUUUAGAGCAUCCACGUCCUUGUCCUCUGUGCUUCACUGAGGACAUUUCACACGGUCACAUAGUGUCCAAAUAUAGCUCUAUUUUGUGAUUAUUAUUUUGGCGACAGAAGACACAAAGAUGAUCCGCACGGUGUGUAUGAUAUGAAAAGAGGGUCAAUAUGAUUGUCAGCUUGUGAAGUCCAGAAAUUUUGAACCCUCCCCCACCCCUUUUUUUUACAGCAUUAAGUACAAAAAAGUAUGUAAUAGCAUCAACAAAGUAACAAAAAAAAAAUGGAUACAACAACAAGUGUGACUUUUAGAUUUGCAAAAACCAGGGUGAUUUUUCUUUUAAUUUACCCUUACUUUUUUUUUUUGUUAAAUAUACUUCAGUACAUUUUAUGCUUCAAUAUUAGACUCACAUGUGAACAUUAGCAUUUUCGUCCCCUAUACAGAGACUCUGAAGGUUAUUUCACAAGCUCAGUCUUUGGUGUCCUCAUUUGAGAUCAACCACACAACUUUAAAAAAUAAAAAAAAUAUUGUGUGAGUGAUCUGGUUGAUGUAGAAACUAGGACAUUUAUAUACCUAGUUAUAUAUACCUCAACAUGUGUGUGUGUAUAUAUAUAUAUAUAUAUAUAUAUAUGUAUAUGUAUGUACACACACACACACACACACAUAUAUAUAUAUUCUGGUGUUUGUCAUAUUUUGAUAGCUGUGAGAGGGGGUAGAUAUCUAGCAAUACUUGUUGCAAUUUUUAUUAUUUAAGAGGAAUUUAAUACAGACUUUUGUAUGUCCACAUGUAAAUAAAAUUUAUGC
This is a messenger RNA of Mugil cephalus (flathead mullet), 2968 nucleotides long. RefSeq names its product homeobox protein HMX1-like. Gene Ontology annotation, biological process: regulation of transcription by RNA polymerase II; negative regulation of DNA-templated transcription. Gene Ontology annotation, cellular component: nucleus. Gene Ontology annotation, molecular function: RNA polymerase II transcription regulatory region sequence-specific DNA binding; DNA-binding transcription factor activity, RNA polymerase II-specific. The record is from RefSeq and is a predicted model, not a curated record. Bases 1030 to 1902 code for a protein of 290 amino acids. Lineage: Eukaryota; Metazoa; Chordata; Actinopteri; Mugiliformes; Mugilidae. The transcript has 3 exons.